Messenger RNA from Blumeria graminis f. sp. triticale, 69 nucleotides. The record is from the annotation of a GenBank genome assembly. Lineage: Eukaryota; Fungi; Ascomycota; Leotiomycetes; Helotiales; Erysiphaceae.
AUGAUGUUCUUAGAUGGAGACAGAAGAAAUAGUACACACCUCUCUUUUGAACCUUUCGUUUUGCAUUGA